GAGCUGCGCUGCUAUGAACAGAGCUCUACGGGAUGACUUUAGGACCCAGCAGAUCAGCAGCUUAGCCUCCAGCUCCCGACCUGCCGCGGCUCUGUGUUGUAACCACUGUUUCUAUCAGCGGCAGCGGCAGCAGCAGCUCUCCACACGUCCUCACGCUCACUCACUCAUGGACCUGCACUAGACUCCAGCAGCUCUCGUAAGGACAGCAUCACCCAGCGCAAUGGACGCAAGUGGCACCAAGUCAAUGGAGGUGCUGGUGAGUGAGCUGGGCGUGCUGCUGAAGAUGCUGGAUCAAGAGAACCUCAGCUCCACCACCCAGGAGAAGAAGAGCUCAGUGCGGAACCUGCUGCAGCAGAUAGAGCCAUCGGUGUCAGGAACAGACUUCAUCUACAUGAACUCAUCAGUGUACAGAAAUGGGACAAGCUUUGUAGAGUCACUCUUUGAGACAUUUGAUUGUGAGCUUGGAGACUUAAAGGAUGUUUCAGAUGAUCUGAAAGAAAAAAAGAACACAAAAACUGACACUUCAAAACAGCAGAACUCUGCAGCCCCACACUCAGCUGACUCGCCUCCCCCUCUGCCCACAACGCCUCCUCCAGAGGAGUACUAUGAGGAGGCGGUACCCCUUAGCCCUGGCAAGAUGCCUGAGUAUAUAAUAACAAGAGUGAGGACCAGCCCUCCCAACUCUAUAGAAGAUGGGUAUGAAGAUGCUGAGAACCACUACCCCCCCACCUGCGUAAAUUCACACCGCAAAAACUCCUACAAUGAUUCCGAUGCUCUGAGCAGCUCUUACGAGUCCUACGAGGAGGAUGAGGAGGAGAGGAGCCCGGGCGUCCGGCUUACUCAUCAGUGGCCCUCCGAUGAGAGCUCCAUGCCUCCUGCUAGGGACUGUCGCAUUUGUGCCUUCCUAUUGCGUAAGAAACGCUUUGGGCAGUGGGCCAAGCAACUCACUGUCAUACGGGACAACAGGCUACAAUGUUAUAAGAGUUCCAAGGAUACGUCCCCCUAUGUGGACCUGCUGCUGCCCCAAUGCACUGUAGUCUAUGUUCCCAAAGACAGCAAGAGAAAGCAUCAUGAGCUUCGGUUCACCUUACCCAAUGGAGAUGCACUGGUACUGGCAGUGCAGAGCAAAGAGCAGGCCCACACAUGGCUUACGGUUGUCAGAGAGGUGAGCGGUCAGAGCGCAGCGCCUGAGGAAUUGGCAUCUCCCGUCAUUCCCAGAAAAUGUGAACUUGACAAGAGGUUGUCUGCAGAAAGGAACACAUCAGAUUCAGACAGUGUGGGUGUGUCAGCUGGAGAGAACUGCAGAGAGAACGGUAAGGUGAAACGGGGCGCUUUAGCUGCAGGGCGUAAGAUCACACGUAUCAUCAGCUUCUCAAAGAAGAAGCCCCCUCGGCCAGGUGACCCCCGAACUACCUACAGCGACCCUCGGCAAGGCCACUUAUCAGUGCUGGUGAACCAGGUGUGGCGGGAACAGUGGUGUUGUGUGUGCAGAGGCUCCCUGCACUUCUACCAUGACAAAGGAGAUCCGCGGAUGUCCCUCCCUUCCCUUCCUCUCCAUGGCUGUGAGGUGGUUCCAGGACUUGGACCCAAACACCCCUUUGCCUUCCGUGUCUUACGGGACAGCACAGAAGUGGCUGCACUGGAGGCAAGCAGCUCUGAGGAGCUCGGACGGUGGCUCGGUGUCCUCUUGGCAGAAAUGGGCUCCGCAACAGACCCAGAAUCGCUGCAUUACGACUACGUUGACGUGGAAACCAUCGCUAACAUUCGUGAUGCUGCGCGACAUUCCUUCCUGUGGGCUACCUCCUCCAGCAGCACCUCCACAGAUUCUAGAACAUACGAUGAGGUACCUAAUGAGGAUAUGCAGUCAGGAGAGAACCGCAGGCAGCAGUCUGGGAAUAUAGGAAAAUGGCGCUCAGGUUUCUCAAGCAGCGACUCUGACAGAACCAAACCAUUAGUCUCCCUGAAGCAAACAGGCUCACAUACCAACCAGUAUGGAAGGUAUGGGAAAACGCGAGCAGAAGAAGAUGCAAAACGUUACCUCAGAGAAAAAGAGGAGCUGGAGAAAGAGAGAGAUGGCAUACGUAAUGCACUAGUGACCCUCCGACAGCAGAAGAGAGAGCUGAAAGAAGAGCUGAAGACAGCUGCUGCAGAUAAGAGGAAGUCUUUCCUGAACAAGCGCGUGUCUCAGUUGGAGGAGGCCUGUCGGGCAAAAGAGGCAGAGAGGGUGGACCUGGAGCUUCGCCUGACUCAGGUCAAAGAAAGCCUGAAUAAAAGUCUGGCAGGUGGAGCACUGGGUGCGCCAGCGGAGGCUAAACCUCCUGUUAAGGUCUCCAGCAAGAAGAUCCAGAACAUCUACAGUGAUUCUUUACCAGUAAAUUGUGCCGCAGAGCUGCGUAGGAGGCCUCCGUCUGUUUAUGCUUCCUCUACUGGAACUGUCAUGCAGAAAGCAAAGGAAUGGGAGUCAAAGAAAGGACCCUAAGAGGAGUGUCCUGAAAGGACCGGGGAAUUAACACAUGUCUUGAUGGGACUUUGGACAUCUUGCGUCCCUCUAACAUCUCCCAUCUAUAAAUGAAAGUCCAGACUUGUUUCACUUUGGAUUAUUGAGGAACUACAUAACCAGUAAUGAAAGAAAUCAGCCACUAGGUGGUGGUGUACGUUACUAAAUGUUUCCAAGGACUGCUCACAGUCUGUAUCCAGGCAUUUUCGCUGUCUGGACAGAAACAGUUUAAAAUUUGGAAAAGAAAAAAAAAUAGCAAGAAAGGUAAGUUCGAGAGAGAGGGGGAGAGAGAAACACAACAAAAGUGUAUUGAAAGCACAAUGAAUGCACAAAAUGUAGUAUGGAAAAGCAACAGAAAUGUUUAACUGUUGAGCGUUGUGUGUGGAAAAAGACGACCAAAGCAAUGUGAUGUAUCGGAAACUUUGAGAAUGAAAGCUAGUUUAAGCCACGAUGUGCCUUUUAGAUGACAUAAUCUUUUUGUUUUGCUUGUACAUAAUGAGCUCUGACUACUGUUUUGUAUGUUUUUCUACUUAAAUACUGUACAUCCUUUCAUUUCUCAUUGUAAGUGUGCCAAAGUUUUAGGCAUUUGAGGUCAGGAAGAAACAGCAAUCCAAUCCCAGUUUUCCAAGGUAAUUGGCAGGUAUGUUUGCAGCAGUUCCUCUGGGGGUUCAGGCUGUCUACGAUGCUUCAAGUAAUCACAUUCAGAUGAUACCAUCUGUUGCAGCAGUCUCUCUGUUUCUUGAUGUUUUUUUUUAUUUUAAUGACUCUGGCAGGGGCUGAUCUCCCUGGUGUUACCGCUCUAAGCUUUUUUUUUUUUUUUAAGUGCCUGAAACUUUUGUGCAUUUUUCUACCUGAAGUUAGAAUUCAACAAUGUGCCACUGAGGUUCACGAGUGUGCACACUAGCUCCUCCUCUAAGGUCGAAGCUGUGCUGCUAAAUUAAAAACCAUACGUCAUCCUCUUCACUCUCUUUGGCCCAUGUUCAAAUACAGGUAAAUACUCACAUUAGAGACAAUUGAGUUACUAACAAAGUGGUGCUAUUUCAGUGAUAGAAAUCAAUCUUUUCCAAGUGAUGAAAUCAUCAUAUGUCAUUUUAACACCUUCUUCACUGAAACUGUGGUCGUCUUUUGCACUUUACUGUUCUCGUGCCUGGAUAAGGGAAUAAUAAAUUU
Archocentrus centrarchus (flier cichlid) is the source of this 3667-nucleotide messenger RNA. It is a transcript of the gene afap1l1a, whose product is annotated as actin filament associated protein 1-like 1a. The transcript has 19 exons. The coding region runs from base 221 to 2479 and encodes 752 amino acids. Gene Ontology annotation, cellular component: cytosol. Gene Ontology annotation, molecular function: SH3 domain binding. The record is from RefSeq and is a predicted model, not a curated record. Lineage: Eukaryota; Metazoa; Chordata; Actinopteri; Cichliformes; Cichlidae.